GCUGCCUGCCCUCCUUCAGGCCUAUAACAACAACACCCAUAGCACAACUGGGAUGACACCGCAUUAUGUUGUGUUUGGGAGGCACGCCAAGCUGCCUGUGGACUGGGUUACUGGCCUGGCCCCCCCUGUGCAGCCCUGCACGCUACAGGGCUGGGUAAAGCAGCACCAAAGAGCCCUGAGCCAUGCAUACCAGGCUACAUAGAAACACACUCAAUGCAGACAGGAACGAGACCAGACCCGUUAUAAUAGACGAGCUCAGCCAGCACCCUUGCUUCCAGGACAGCCAGGAGCCAACAGAAGAAUCGGGCCCUCCAGCAAUGGCCCAGUCAAGCCAGUUGCCUCCGCCCACUUGGUGGCUCCCGGGUUUGAGGAUGACGGCCGCCGAGCCACUGACAGCACCGACAGCGCCAGCUCAGGCCGAACCACCUGACUCUCCACAAGAACCAGCAGCCCCUGGUAAUGAGCCUGAGCCUCCAGUUAUAUGUCGCUCAGAGCGAACUAACUUUGGGUUACUUCCAGCCAGGUACCACAGUGAGUAAGUGGUCGGGACGACCAUUAUUGAAGAAGGGAGGAAAAUGUCAAAGUGAGACAUAAUUGUAGUCAUACUUGAUCUUAUAUUUUGCAUGUCUUAUUUUUAUUAUAUGCAUCUGGUUUUAGUGAGUUGCCCUGCAUGCUUCCUUAUAUGGUUUUAUAUUUUCUGAUAUUGUGUUUUGACUUGGACUGAGUGAAUUGAACUCUGACCAUUGUUACUUCCAAUACAUCCAACUGAAAAAAGCCAUCAAAAGUCGACAGAUAUCAACAAUUUCUAUGACCACACUAGUAUAUCUUAAACUAAACCACUUGAAUCCCCCAAAAAAGUUUCAUCACAUAACAACACCAUGUCACUUCUGAAAUGCAGACCUAAACAUACCAGACUGUAACAUUAAUUGGCAAACCUUUUUUCAACAACAUAUUUUCCGUGACCUGCAACUCCAUACCCUAAUGUAUACAGUAUAAAGGCCUCCAGUUCACAUCACUACUCAUAAAAUGUACCACAUGGGUUUUUUGAAUAACAACACAUUGCCCAAAUUCUACCAAUGACUGUUUCCUUCCUUUGCACCUCAGUUCAGCUCUUUUGGUCGCAAGUCAUAAACAAGCUCUUCAGGAUCUAUUCAUUUUAAUAGCGCUAACACUAGCCAGGAAGAUUAUAUUAAUCAAUUGGAAAGACAGAACCAAUCAAUCCAUUUAUCUGAUAACUGAACAUUCUACUCAAAAUUAGUACCUAAUCCGGUAUUGUGGCGAACGAAACUGCAAAACAAAUUAUUGAAGAGAAGUUUUUAAUUAUUCGUAA
Thunnus maccoyii (southern bluefin tuna) is the source of this 1330-nucleotide messenger RNA. RefSeq names its product swi5-dependent recombination DNA repair protein 1 homolog. The transcript is spliced from 2 exons. NCBI's taxonomy places the organism in Eukaryota, Metazoa, Chordata, Actinopteri, Scombriformes, Scombridae. Bases 183 to 539 code for a protein of 118 amino acids. The record is from RefSeq and is a predicted model, not a curated record.